UCCAUAGUUAAUCGAAUUAGAAAUCAAUCAAUAAAAAUUCUUGCACGCCUAGAGCCUAGCGAGCAUUACAAACAAAUACAAAAUCUAAAACUCUAUAUAAUAUGGCGCAAGAGGACGAUGAAGAGGACUUAGUUUUUAAUGUAGAGGAAGUCCAGAAACUAGUGAGGGAUAAUAUAGAGCUAUGUUUGGGAGGAAAUGUUUACAGCCAUUCUAGAGCACCUCAAUGGAUAACUGUUAUCACAGAAAAGACGUUAGCCAGGCUGAAUAAACUCAAUAAGCCAUUUAAAUACAUAAUGAGGAUGACUGUAACUCAGAAAAACGGCUCCGGAUUGCACACAGCAGCUGCUUACUUCUGGGACACGGCGACGGACGGCACCUGCACUGUUCGCUGGGAAAACAAGUACAUGUACUGCAUUGUAAACAUUUGGGGUUUAGCAUUGCAAAUAUAGCAUUAUAACAUUUA
Molecule: messenger RNA, 463 nt
Organism: Colias croceus (clouded yellow)
Lineage: Eukaryota; Metazoa; Arthropoda; Insecta; Lepidoptera; Pieridae
Product: dynein light chain Tctex-type 1-like
Exons: 3
Coding region: 102-449 (115 amino acids)
Biological process (GO): microtubule-based movement
Cellular component (GO): cytoplasm; cytoplasmic dynein complex
Molecular function (GO): dynein intermediate chain binding
Source: RefSeq, a predicted model, not a curated record